CUAUCAUCGCUGCUCUGAUUGGUCGAGGCGUAGGUCAGCUGCUGCGGUGAGGAAACACGUGCUCCUCCGCGCAUCUCCAGAUCAAGAUGGCAGCCUCCGUGUGUCGGUGCUACGAGCUGAUUGGCAGAAAUGCCUUGGCCCUGUGCUCCCGGCCUCUGGCCUCCUCCGUGUGGAGAGGAGAUGCCUACAGCUUACGCAGAAGUCCAGCUGCAGCUGUGCAGGUGCGAUAUUCUUCAGGUCGUAAAGGUUUUCUGGGAGAGUUUGUCGAUAACCUUCGCCAGGAGUUCAGUAAGAAUCAGGAGAUGAAGGAAAACAUAAAGAAGUUCCGAGACGAAGCCAAGAGGCUUGAAGAAUCCGAUGCCCUGCAGCAAGCCCGCAAAAAAUAUAAAUCAAUAGAAGCUGAGACGGUGAAGACAUCAGAAGUUUUUAAGAAAACCUUUGGCUCUCUGUCAGAGACUGUCAAGGAGGGCCUUGAGGAGGUGAGCCGUACCGACAUUGGGAAGAAGAUCAAGGAUGGAGUGGGGGAGGCGGCUCGGUCGGCCAUGCACUCAGCUGAGUCCAUCUCCAAAGGAGGAGAGAAACUGGGCCAGACCAGCGCGUUCAGAGCCAUCUCACAGAGUGUGGAAACCAUGAAGAAGGAGAUCGACACAGGCGACGCCGGCCCUUACAGGGCUCCUUCUCAGCUGAGGAAAAGGAGCGAUUUCUCAUCUAAAGGAGCAGACAGUGACACCAGAGUGUUCGAGGCCAACGAGGAGGCGAUGGGCGUCGUUCUUCACAAGGACUCCAAGUGGUUCCAGCAGUGGAAGGACUUCAAGGAUAACAAUGUGGUUUUUAACAGAUUCUUCGAGAUGAAGAUGAAAUAUGAUGAAAGUGACAAUGUGAUGAUCAGAGCAUCCAGAGCUGUGACUGACAGAGUCACCGGAUUUUUAGGGGGUCUCUUCUCCAAGACGGAAAUGUCUGAGGUGCUGACGGAAAUCGUAAAGGCAGAUCCAAACUUCGACAAAGAUUCUUUUCUCAAGCAGUGCGAAAAAGACAUUAUCCCCAACAUACUGGAGGCUAUGAUUCGAGGCGAGCUGGAUGUAUUGAAGGACUGGUGCUAUGAGGCAACCUACAGUCAGCUCGCCCAUCCCAUCCAGCAAGCCAGAGCUCUGGGGCUCCUCUUCCAGUCGAAAAUCCUUGACAUUGAUAACAUAGAUCUUGCCAUGGGUAAGAUGAUGGACCAAGGCCCGGUGCUGAUCAUCACCUUCCAGGCUCAGGUCGUCAUGGUGAUCCGCAGCCCCAAAGGAGACAUAGUGGAGGGAGAUCCGGAGAAAGUGAUGAGGAUGAUGUAUGUUUGGGCGCUGUGUCGCGACCAAGAGGAGCUCAACCCGAACGCAGCCUGGAGGCUCCUGGAUAUCUCCGCCUCCAGCACCGAGCAGGUCCUCUAGGAGAGGGUCAGCACCGUAGAGAAGGUUGAUCUUGGACAUAAUGGAUGCAAAGACGUACCUGAACUACAUGCACAUCCCGUGUACGUUACCUUGGAAACGCAGAGUGAAACUCUGCCGCCCUGCCAGAGUCUGUUUUUGCACAUGCUCCCAUUCCCCAUUCGAUGCCUGGAGGACCCAUCUGCAGAUGUUCAUAUGUGACCAACCUCUGGCACGCCAUCAUAUGUGCCCACGGAGUUCAACAAAACAACAUGUUCAAUUAAAUGUGCGCUUUCUCACACUGACUAGAUCAGUGUUGGGACUGGAAUGUGACCAUAGGACCGAAACGCGGAUGGAACCAGCUUCCCCAUCAGAUAACCAGAGCCUGCACCAGUUACUCCUCACCAUCUGUGAACGCGUUUUUAAAUGCCACGAGUAGGAAUAAACAUCGCCCCCAUCUUUGUAAAACAUGACUGCAAGCGAAUGCAAAUGUGAACAGAAGGUAUAAAUCUGUAACGUGCGUCUUCACUGGAGGCGAAAUGUGAGCAGCGCCAUCUGUGUUGGUCUGUGCAGAGAAAGGCUUAAAAAUAUGCUGCUGGUUCGUCUUGAGCUGAAGAUCUAUUUUCCGUCAGAUGUGUGUAAGAUAGAAAAGUGAAAUGUAAAAAACAAUGCUACAUUGUCCAACAAGUAACAGCCAAAACCACAUGGAAAAAGUUGUUAAAAGAAAUGUUGGUCUAAUAAAACCCAGUAUAUUGUAUUUAUUGAUUCUUAUCACUCAUAUGAACAGAAAAUAUUGCUACUUGAUGUUCGUGGAAUGACAUUUAACUCACCAUCGUUGGCUUCAUGGCCGAGGGGUCUUUCUUUGUCUCGUGUUGCAGAUUUUUCAUCCAUUUGUCUUAAUUCGACGACUUGGUUGACGUUUCAUUUUCAAGAAGUGAGGAUGGACUUUCUGAGUGGAGCAUUUCAUUGUACUGAUUGUUUUUAUUCAUUUAUACUGAGUGACUGUCCUCCAUUUACAUCAUAUACAACUGACAUUACUGUACUGUUGCUCCGUUGCCCUGCUCCAUGUGAAAAACCUCAUUGUUUUGUCUUUUUUUUUGAUUAUUUACAACAGGUAUCUUUGUCAAACUGUAUGUUUUAUUUUUGUUGGUGAAAAUCCUGACGAUAAAACCUUGCUCUGUCACUCUCUCGGUUUGUCCUGGGUGGGUGCUCAGGAUAUGUAAUCCAUCACAUGGCUUAGCUGGUUAGACAUUACGUGCAGCUAUAUUCGUGCAACACCUGUGAACAAAAAA
Messenger RNA from Salarias fasciatus (jewelled blenny), 2695 nucleotides. RefSeq names its product mitochondrial import inner membrane translocase subunit TIM44-like. The record is from RefSeq and is a predicted model, not a curated record. The coding region runs from base 87 to 1427 and encodes 446 amino acids. NCBI's taxonomy places the organism in Eukaryota, Metazoa, Chordata, Actinopteri, Blenniiformes, Blenniidae. The transcript has 13 exons. Gene Ontology annotation, biological process: protein import into mitochondrial matrix. Gene Ontology annotation, cellular component: mitochondrial inner membrane. Gene Ontology annotation, molecular function: protein-folding chaperone binding.